GUGAGUAAUUCUGUUCGGUUUGACUUCAGUUGAGACGCCCAUUUCCAGUCCACACCCGCCCGGCUGCUGGCUCGGUUCCUCCCUCUUCAGCAGCAAGGUUGCCAUUCUGGAUGUCGGAUCGUUGUUCUACCGCAACAGAUGUCUGAGAGCUAGCCGGCUGAGUGGAGGACUUCCCUCUCUGCCCGUGCUCUCCACCUGCAGCCAUGAAUGGUGGAGCCAGUGUAUGGGCUAUCACCCCAGAGGAGAGGGGAAAACACGACAAACAGUUUGACACCCUCAUUCCUGUCCUUGGCUAUGUCUCAGGAGAACAAGCCAGGAAAUUCUUCCUCCAGUCUGGCCUUCCUGCUUCUGUACUGGCUGAGAUCUGGAACCUCGCUGACAUGGACAAAGAUGGAAAGAUGGACAGACUGGAGUUUUCCAUCGCUAUGAAGCUCAUUAAGCUCAAGCUUCAGGGGCAAAAUUUACCCUCCGCCUUGCCAAUUAUCAUGAAGCAGGCUCCUGUCUCUGGUUCUGCUUCAGCCAUCCCUUCAUCAGCACGUUUUGGAAUGGGUUCUUUGCCAAACCUGUCAGUUGGUCUGUCAUCCAUGUCAGCUAUGUCAACCAUGCCCAUCCUAACACCCAUCCUGGCUAACCCCCUCAUGCCCUCUGUGCAACCCUUGGUGCCGAUGCCAAAGACUCUGCCCCUCAUCACCUCCCUGGGAAACUUUGGACUCCCCAACGGCAACCUGCUCACCCCACCGCUUAUUCCAAACAGUGCAGCACUCCCUGUCUCUGGUUUCUCAUCCCCCUUGGGUUUCUCUCCAUCCACCGGCAUGUCAAAGGCAAACUCUCUCCUGGACCUUGGAUCCAGCAGUUCAAAUUCUUCCUCCACCACGUCAUUGGCCAGUAACUCCCCAAAGACAGGUGCAAGUGACUGGGCCGUUCCACAGGCCUCCAGACUCAAGUACCGUCAGCAGUUCAACACACUAGACAAGCUCAUGAGUGGCUACUUGUCAGGACCCCAGGUUAGAAAUGCACUGAUGGCAUCAAACCUGACCCAUACUCAACUAGCUACCAUCUGGACCCUUGCAGAUGUAGAUAAGGAUGGUCAGCUGCGAGCUGAUGAGUUCAUUCUGGCCAUGCACCUGGUGGACAUGGCUAAAACUGGUCGCCCGCUACCUCUAACACUGCCUCAAGACUUGGUACCUCCCUCUCUCAGAGGGACAGUCAAGUCCAGUGAGCUUGUUAAUGGAAUGGGACCUCAAGUAACACCCUGUUUAACAGACACAACAGAUAUGGAGCCUGCACAAAAGACCAAAAGCAGUGUGUCCCUUGAGGACAAGCUGAAGGAGAACUUUGCGAGAGGCAGCGCAGAGCUUGAGAAGCGGCGACUGGCUCUGGAGGAGGAGCAGAGAAAGGAGAGGGAGAGGAGAGAGAGGGAGGAGAGGGAGGCUCAGGAAAAAAGGGAGAGGGAAGCCAGGGAACAGGAGAACAGGAGGAGGCUGGAGGAGGAAAGGCAGUUGGAGAGGCAGAGAGAGAUGGAGAGACAGCAAGAAGAGGAGAGGCUCAAGGAGCUGGAGAGGAAGGAGGCAGCAAAGCAGGAGAUGGAGCGGCAGCGGAGAGAGGAGUGGGAGCGAGUGAAGAAAAAGGAGCUGGGCAGGAGGAGAGAGGGGGAGCAGGAAGAGAUCUCUCAACUCAGGGCCAAAAAGAAGAGUCUAGAGUUGGAGUUGGAGGCUGUGGGCAACAAGCACAAGCAGAUCUCAGACCGUCUCCGUGACGCCCAGAGCAAGAAACGAAUUCAGAAGGCAGAGGUGGACCUCGUCAAUCAGAAGAGGGAUGCUCGCAUCGCAGAAAUAGCCACGCUGCAGCUUCAGUUUGAAGACUGGCAGAGGAAGCUCUCCCAGCUGGUCCCAGAACAACAGAGAUUAGCUGAGAAGCUGCGAAACAUCAGCCUCAACAAACUUUCCACUGUGACGUUGACCUCUCUGACUGGGAGCGUGACGGAGAAAGGCGUGAACUGCCGGAGGCUGAAGGACCAGCUUGAUGCUCUGGAAAGGGAAACGACGGACAAGUUGGCUCAGAUGGAGCAGUACAACAAGGAGCUUAAGCUUGGGGAUAUGGAUGACUGUGUCCUGCGGGGCCUCCUGUCUUUGCUGGCCUGCCUCAGCCAGCUCUUCCUUCUUAUCAAGGAGCUGCGGGAGAAGCAGGUGAGACAGCAGGCUGUGCUGGACGACCUGUACCGAGUCAAAGAGGAGAAAGUGAGGGAGCUGCAGAGACGGAAGGAGGAAGAAAAAGAAAGGAGGAGGAGAGAGGAAGAAGAGGCAGCAAGACAGGCAAAGCUAGAGCAAGAGAGAAGAGACUUGGAGCGGAGGGAAUGGGAGAAGAGGGAGAAGGAAGAAGAGGAGGCCCGGCAGAGGAGGCUCCUGGAGGAGCAGAAGGCUAGACAGAGGGAGGAGGAGGAGAGGGAGGCACAGGCACGUCUCCGGGCAGCUCAGGAGAAAGCACAGGAAGAGGAGAGAAGAAGGAGAGAGGAGGAGAAGGAGAAGGAGAGGGAGGCACAGGCACGUCUCCGGGCAGCUCAGGAGAAAGCACAGGAAGAGGAGAGAAGAAGGAGAGAGGAGGAGAAGGAGAAGGAGAGGGAGGCACAGGCACGUCUCCGGGCAGCUCAGGAGAAAGCACAGGAAGAGGAGAGAAGAAGGAGAGAGGAGGAGGAGGAGAAGGAGAAGAGGAAGAGGGAGGAGGAAGAAGAAAAGGAACGAAAAAAGGAGGAGGAGAGGAAGAGGAAAGAAGAGCAGGAAAGAGGAGAGCAGCAAUCAUCCAAGCUGAGUACCUACAGAGCUCUGUACUCGUUUGUUGCCCGCAAUUCAGAUGAGCUGAGCAUAGACGCAGACUGUUUCAUAGAGGUGGAUGAGCAGGCCGUUGGUGAGCCUGGCUGGUUGUGUGGGAGUUAUCGUGGAAACAGGGGCUGGUUCCCCCAGAGUUAUGCAGAGAAAUGUCCUAUUCCCUCCACUACUGAGACUUCCCAUUGUUCACCAGGAAAACCGUCCUUUCCUCUAACACCACUUAACACAGGAUUCCCAGAUGAACAGAAAACAGGCGACAGCACUACUCCUACCCAAUCAGAUGCUUCACACGUAAGACUUGUGCUGGCCCGUGCCAUCUCCGCGUGGUCUGCCACUUCAGAAACUCACCUCAGCUUGUCCUCUGGUGUGGGUGAUGUCAUCACCUCGCUGCUGAGCUUCUUGCAGGGUGACAUCAUCAGUGUGCUGCAGCAAAGGGAUGACUGGUGGUUGGGACAGCUGAAUGGGACGCAGGGAUGGUUUCCCAAGAGCUAUGUCACUUUGGAGACAAGUGGCAACACAGAUGCUGAUGACACUGACUCUAUUCAGCUAGAGGAGUAUGUGGCCUUGUACACAUAUGAGAGCCCAGAAGUUGGGGACCUGACAUUUGUUGAGGGGGAUGUUGUCAUGGUGACAGAGAGAGAAGGAGAGUGGUGGCGAGGAUGCAUAGGGGACCAAACAGGAGUGUUCCCCUCCAACUAUGUUCGGCCUGUGGAACCAGAGGUGUCAAAACCUGGAGGUCCAACUAAAAAACCAGAGAUUGCCCAGGCAGUCACCGCCACCGACCCCCCUACAGUACAUCAGCUGCGUUUGUCUCCAGGGCAACUGAUUGUGGUCCUGGCCAAGAACUCCACUGGCUGGUGGCUUGGGGAGCUGCAGGCUCGAGGUAAGAAACGGCAGAGAGGCUGGUUUCAUUCCUCUCACGUCAAACUCCUGGGCCCUACCAGCAGCAAAUCCUCUCCCUCUCCUCUCCCAGUGUGCCAAGUAAUUGCAAUGUACGACUACACUGCUGCCAAUCCCGACGAGCUGAGCUUCUCCAAGGGUCAGCUGAUCAACAUCCUGGACAAGACCAACCCUGACUGGUGGAAGGGUGAAGCCGGUGGGGUCACAGGUCUGUUGCCCACCAAUUAUGUCAAGAUGACCACAGAAUCAGACCCCAGCCAACAAUGGUGUGCUGACCUGAUGACACUAGACACCAUGACCCCUCAGGAGAGGAAGAGGCAGGGUUACAUCCACGAGCUGAUCCAGACUGAGGAGACCUAUGUGGAAGAUCUGGAGCUGGUACUAGAGGUGUUUUACAAGCCCAUGUCUGAGUCAGGCCGUUUGACAGCAGCUGAGAUGGGAGUGAUCUUUGCUAACUGGAGGGAGCUGAUUAUGUUUAACAACAAACUACUCAAGGCCCUACAUGCCCGUAAAAAGACAGAAGGAGAGAACAUGCCGGUUCAGCUGAUAGGAGACCUGUUGGCCUCGGAGCUUGCACACAUGCAGCCGUAUGUCCGCUUCUGCUCCUGCCAGCUCAACGCCGCUGCCCUGCUGCAAAGCAAAACCUACAACCAGCCCGACUUCAAGGAUUUCCUCAAGAAGAUUGCCACCAACUACCGCUGUAAAGGAAUGCCACUGUCCAGCUUCCUCCUCAAGCCCAUGCAGAGGAUCACACGCUACCCACUGCUCAUAAAGAAUAUUCUAGAGAACACCCCAGAAGGCCACGUAGACCAUGGGCCUCUGAGAGAAGCCUUGGAGAGAGCUGAGGAGCUGUGCUCUCAGGUCAAUGAGGGCGUCAGAGAGAAGGAGAACUCUGAUCGGUUGGAGUGGAUACAGAGCCACGUCCAGUGUGAGGGACCUAUAGAGCACUUGGUCUUCAACUCGCUGACUAAUUGCCUCGGGCCUCGCAAGCUGCUCCACAGUGGCCGGCUGUACAAAACCAAAAGCAGCAGGGAGCUAUGGACUUUCCUCUUCAAUGAUUUCCUCCUCCUCACACAUAGUGCCAAAUCCUUCUCCUCGUCAGGAUCAGAAAAGUUAUUCAGCCCCAAGACCAACAUUCAGCUGAAGAUGUACAAAACACCACUGUUUCUAAAUGAGGUUUUAGUGAAAAUGCCACAACGAGAGGUACGUAUGCACAUGUGGACAUCUCGGCAAUGGCCUAAUAAACCUUGUCUGUAGUACUCAUAUGUUUACUGUUUUGGCAGGACAACAUGGGUCCAGAAAAUCAAAGCAGCAUCUGAACAUUUCAUAGAGACAGAGAAGAAAAAGAGAGAGAAGGCUUACCAAGCACGCUCCCUGAAGACCAGUGGUAUCGGCCGAUUGCUGGUAACUGUCAUAGAGGCUCAGGAGCUCAAGGCCUGUAAGCCCAACGGUAAAAGUAAUCCGUACUGUGAGCUGACAAUGGGGGCUCAGUGUUACACGUCCCGGCCGAUCAACGACACUCUGAACCCCAAGUGGAACUUCAACUGCCAGUUCUUUAUCAAAGACCUCUACCAGGACGUCCUGUGUAUCACUGUGUUCGAGAAAGACCAGUUCUCACCAGAUGAUUUCCUGGGCCGCACUGAAGUUCCAGUGGCAACGAUCAAGAAAGAGAUGGAGAGCAAAGGUGCUGCAAACCGCCGUCUACUACUGCACGAAGUCCCCACUGGAGAGGUCUGGGUCAAACUGGGCCUACAGCUCUAUGAGUCAACCAAGUGAGGAGGAACAUAGCACAACAUUAACUCAGGUGCAGACAAUUCAUUUUACAGCAGUGAAGACAAGACACUUUGCAUAAACAACCUUAAAGUACCUAUCUAUAGCAGCGCAUAUGUUUGGCCCUGCACCAGUCAGAUUCAUGUAAGUGCCCUAAUUCCCAUCUUAUAGUGAAAAAAAUGAAUUUUUGCUACAGACAAACCAGCUAAAAUGCAAAUCCAACUGCCAAUAUAGUCACUAGAAAAUGCAAUCUGACAAACAUGCCUUAACUUUUAAUGGUUGAGAUUUCUAAUAUUCAUAUUCACAAACUUGUAUAUGGUACUAUUUUACUAUUAAUGGAUGAGUACAUUGUGUCUGAUGUGCUCAUUUAUACCCUGUUUUACAUUGACCUCAACUGCCACACAUAUUGUGCUUGUUUUGCUUAAUGUUAUCCACUACUGUACAAUGUAAUGUCAAAGGUUAACCCUAUAGUGUAACCAAGUAUGCCAUUAAAUCCUGACAAUGGUGUGAAUACAAUGCACAUACUGUAAGCAUUUGUCUUUGUUGUGGCUAACUGUUUACUGUUUCACUCAAUACAUUCUUGGUUUCCUUAGGUUUCCUGCACAAUAACACUUUGUAUGAACUAAGUAUGAUGCCUGGGAUAACUGUGAGGUAGCAAGAAGCAAACGGAGGUGAAGAUUUAUG
Molecule: messenger RNA, 6176 nt
Organism: Monopterus albus (swamp eel)
Lineage: Eukaryota; Metazoa; Chordata; Actinopteri; Synbranchiformes; Synbranchidae
Gene: itsn2a
Product: intersectin 2a
Exons: 38
Biological process (GO): positive regulation of Rho protein signal transduction; intracellular signal transduction
Molecular function (GO): guanyl-nucleotide exchange factor activity; calcium ion binding; protein binding
Source: RefSeq, a predicted model, not a curated record